AUGGAGACUAAGGUGGCACGCGAUCAUGCUGAGCGAAUUCGUGUCAAAAUCGGCUUUGAAGGACUGUUUUAUGUUGAUAAUAAUGGCUUGAGUGGUGGUUUGGCAUUUUUUUGGAGGAAGAAUAAUACGGCACGUUUACUCAGUUACUCAACGAACUAUGUUGAUGUUGAGGUAACUAUUGCUGGUUUUCUACGAUGGCGUAUGACGUGUUAUUAUGGGUUUCCCGAACGUACAAGGCACACUGAAUCAUGGGAUCUCUUGAGAACGUUAUCUGGCAAAUCAAGUCUUCCGUGGAUUGUUGUGGGGGAUUUCAAUGAUUUGUUAUAUCAGUAUGAGAAGAAAGGGGGGAAUUCGCAUCCGAAUAGCCUCCUACGCGGUUUUGGGGAUGCUAUUGAAGAUUGUGGGCUUGCCCAAAUGCCGAUGGAUGGAUACCCGUAUACAUGGGAAAAGGGGAAGGGGAUAGUUAAUUGGUUUGAGGAGAGGCUUGACAAGGGAGGAAUGGGCCUGGUAAGAGGGGAUUUCGAUUUGAGAUGGCAUGGUUGUAUUAUGAGGGGUGUGGAGGUGGUUCAGCAGUCAUGGCAAGAAGGACGGGGACAGGGCUUGCAGAGCUGUAUUGAAUACUGUGGAGAUCGGUUAACACGAUGGGGUGGAGACCGGUACCACAAGUAUGGCAAACAGAUUAAUGACCUAAACAAGAAGCAGCAACGGUUGAGGGGAUGUACUGAUCCGUCCUCACUUGCCGAGUUUCAGCGCUUAGAACAGCUUCUAAGUCGCACUAAAGCCCAGGAGGAUGCUUACUGGAGGCAGAGAGCUAAGCAGCACUGGCUCAAGGAGGCCGACGCCAAUACGAAGAUUUUCCACAGGUAUGUUUCUCAUCGUAAAAAGAAGAAUACUAUAUCUAGAUUAAUGAAUGAUAAUGGGGACUGGGUGGAAGGGGAGCCUAUGAGAAAUAUUAUUUUUGAAUACUUCAAUCAUAUUUUCUGCUCUGAAAAUCCGGGAUCUGGAGAGGGUUUCUUUGAAGGUAUUGCCCCGCGGGUAACUCAGGCACAGGAUGAGACAUUGCUUAGGCCCUUUGAAUUGGAGGAGGGGGUGAUGUUAGUCACUGAUCUGCGUCCUAUAGCUCUCAGUAAUGUGAUUUAUAGGAUUAUGGCAAAAAUAAUUACUAAUAGAAUGAAGCCGUUGAUGGAGAUAAUUAUAUCGGAGUUUCAAUGUGCCUUUAUCCCUGAUAGACUAAUCACAGAUAAUAUCUUAUUAGCUGCGGAGGUUGGACAUUUUUUAAAUCGAAAGCAAUGUGGUAUGGUGGGGUGGAGUGCUCUUAAACUAGAUAUGGCAAAGGCCUAUGACCGGAUGGAAUGGUCUUUCCUUAGAAGCAUGAUGUUGGCAUUGGGCUUUGAUGAAAGAUGGGUGGAGUUGAUAAUGAAGUGUGUAACUACUGUUUCGUAUAACAUAUUGAUAAAUGGCUCCCGGAGUGACACCAUUGUACCGUCGCUGGGUUUAAGGCAAGGAGACCCAUUGUCCCCAUAUCUAUUCAUUAUUUGUGCAGAGGGACUUUCCUUACUAUUGCAGCAGGCUCAUAACUCAGGUUUGAUUUAUGGUUACAGAGUUGCGAGAGGUGCUCCCCCUAUCUCUCAUUUGUUUUUUGCUGAUGACAGUCUUUUAUUUUUUAAGGCUAAUGUGGAGGAGGCUAAUGAGAUUAAAAGAUGCCUAUCAAUUUACGAGAGUUUAUCUGGGCAGGAAGCUGUGGCUCAUGUAUUGGGAGUAGGGCAGGCUCCUAAUUUUGGCAAGUAUUUGGGUCUUCCCUCUUUUGUUGGAAGGAACAAAAAAGCAGCUUUCUCAUAUAUUGAGGAUAAAAUACGCCAGAGGAUUGGGUCGUGGAACAAGAGAUUAUUAUCACAGGCAGGAAAUGAGAUUUUGUUGAAAAGUGUGGCACAAGCUAUGCUUACCUUCUCAAUGAGUGUCUUUUUACUACCAGUAUCUGUGUGCACGGCAAUUGAAAGGACUAUGAAUCGUUACUGGUGGGACUCUGGAACUGAUAGGCGAAUACAUUGGAAGGCUUGA
Messenger RNA from Ipomoea nil (Japanese morning glory), 2058 nucleotides. RefSeq lists its product as uncharacterized. Lineage: Eukaryota; Viridiplantae; Streptophyta; Magnoliopsida; Solanales; Convolvulaceae. The transcript has 4 exons. Gene Ontology annotation, molecular function: catalytic activity. The record is from RefSeq and is a predicted model, not a curated record. Bases 1 to 2058 code for a protein of 685 amino acids.